AUGCCGUUGUUAUUGCUGUUAUUGAUCUUGCUGAACGAUAAGCCCAUCGUGUGCGAAAUGGAGCUCGCGUGUGCCGCAAAGACAAUUCCGGAAAAAGACUUUCCAGACGUCAAUUACUUGCUGCCACCCGAGGCACCACUAAAUAAAAAUCAAAACGCCGUUAAGCAAAUUCUUUGCCAAAAUGUACUAGAGCACUUGAGACCACCCCCACUCCUCCUUUUCCCUCCCCCCUCCUCUUCCCUGCCAGCCAAUCCUGAAAUACCUGAAGAGGGCGCAGGUAUCCCUGAGCUGCAGGAGUUCCAGCGGUAUCUCUCCGACUACCGCAUCGUCGUGUACCAGUACAGUAGCAAGGGGCGUGACAUGAUAUUUAAGGGCUCCACAGAGGGUCCCUCGUUAAAUUUAAUGUAUCACAAGGGGCACUAUAAUGUCCCAUAUAAUACUAAAAAAGAUCAUAGGUGUGGCGGCACCUGCCCGGCAUGCCAACAGUCCCCAGUAUAUCCCGAAGACAUUGCCGUUACCUGUUCCGAGUGUCAGCGUAGCUUCAGAGGCCGACAAUGCUACGACAAACAUAGGAGCCAGGGAUCAAUGGGAAAGAGCUCGGUUUGCGAGCAGAUUCGCCGUUGCCCCGACUGUCUCAAGGUGGUAAAAAAAGGCAGAACCCAUAUUUGCGGCGAAAUUUUUUGCAAGAUAUGCAACGUCCAUGUGCCGGCUGAUCAUCUGUGUUACAUGCAACCCAACACAGGGAAGCCUAAAACCGACGGCCUUCUCUUUGUAUUCUACGAUUUGGAGACCCGGCAAGAGAAGGCGCAAGAAGAUGGUUCCCUCCUGCAUGAACCAAAUCUCUGCGUUUUUAAGCAAUGCUGCGACACAUGCCUCAACACGCCACAGAAAAUUUGUAGUAAAUGCGGUGUUAGACUGCAGAUUUUAAGGUGCAACGACCCCAUUUCACCAUUCCUCCACCACCUCAUAACCAUGAGGAAAAAAUUCAAGCAGGUGGUGGUUAUGGCUCACAACGGGCAAGCCUUCGACCACCAGUUCUGCCUCAACUACAUCCUGACGCAGACGGACCUCACCCCCGAACUCAUCAUGCGAGGGACGAAAAUAAUUUCCAUGGUCAUGGAGAACGUAAAGUUCCUGGACAGUCUAAAUUAUUUCCCCAUGGCGCUGUCCAAGUUGCCCAAGGCUUUCGGCUUGGGUGAUAAUUUAAAGAAAGGCUAUUUCCCCCAUCUUUUCAACACUGCAGCCAACGCAAAUUACGUGGGUCCCCUACCAGCCGCCGAAUACUAUGACCCCGAUAAUAUGAAACCGGAAGAUCGCUCCAAGUUUCUCGAAUGGCACGAGGAACAUAAAAACGACGAGUUUAACAUGCAGCGCGAUCUCGUCGAAUAUUGUAUAUCAGACGUGGAGAUCCUAACGGCAGCAUGUCUCAAGUUCCGACAGCAGCUGAUGGAAACGGGAAACGUCUGCCCGUACACGGAAGCCUGCACCAUAGCCUCUGCCUGCAAUAAGGUGUAUAGGCGCAAUUUCCUACAGCCGAACACCAUCGGCAUCAUCCCCAAAGGCGGCUACAGAUGGCGCGACAAUCAAAGCAAGAUAGCUAUCCAAUGGCUUGUGUGGGAGGAACACCAGCGACAAAUAAACAUCCAACACGCCGCUAAACAGCAAGAAUCUCGAGUCGCUGGUGUAAAAGUCGAUGGGUAUGCCGCAGAGAGCAAUCAGGUGUUUGAGUUCCACGGCUGCUACUAUCACGGCUGCCCCGCGUGUUACAAGCACAAUCGAGACAUCCCCAUGCCUGAAGAUCCUUCUCAGACAUUAAACACUCGCUACGAAACCACCAUAGCAAAAACAUCAAGACUUCUAGGCCUUGGUUACGAGGUCGUUGAGAUGUGGGAAUGUGAGUUUAGGCGUAACCUUCAGAAGAACGACUACGAAAUCCGCAACUAUACCGAAAACCAUCCACUCGUAACCCUAACACCGCUAAACCCUAGAGAUGCUUUCUACGGAGGCCGUACAGGGAACACAGUCGAAUACUACAAGUGCGGUCCAGGGGAGAAAAUCAAAUACGUCGAUGUCUGUUCCCUCUACCCCUGGGUCUGCAAGUACGGCAAGUUCCCCAUAGGACAUCCAAAAGUUUAUGUGGGUGAGGAAUGCCCGACAGAUCUGAGCAUUGUUGACGGGGUAAUUAAAUGUAAGAUCCUCCCGCCCCAGAAUCUGUACCACCCUGUGCUCCCUACCAAGAUGAACAAUAAGCUGCUGGUUGUUCUCUGUCGCACCUGCGGAGAACAAAUGAAUAAAGGCGAGUGCCAGCAUAGCGACGAAGAACGAGCUCUGACAGGGACAUGGAUUGUCGACGAAGUUCAAAAGGCCGCUGAAAAAAGGUAUCGUCUGUUGGAGAUCCGCGAGAUAUGGUCUUAUCAAAUAGAUCAAUACGAUAAGGCUGCAAAGACUGGAGGUCUCUUCACCAGUAUGAUGAACAAGUUCGUCAAGGUAAACAGCAGGCGUCCGGUUGGCCCGCCCAUUGUACCACAUACGAGGAGAAGGAGCGUUACAUCGAGCAAUUUUUCGAGAGGGAAGAUGUUAAGUCGAGUUUGCGGAGAUCUUGGAGAACCCAGGGCUACGAGGGAGAACCAGCUCAAAACAUCCAUCGUAAGAAACCCCUCAGAAUUCUUCGGUAUGCUCACCAACCCCAGCAUCUACGUUAACUCGGCGCUCCCUAUCAACGAAGACACUCUCGUCGUCAAUUGGGAGCACAAGGAGGAGGCCUACGAUCCACUCACCACUGUAAAUGUCGUCAUUGCUGCUUAUGUUGCCACUCAAGCCCGUCUUAAGCUGUACAGUUACCUGGAGCAGCUGGGCGACAGGGUCUUGUAUUACGAUACGGACUCUGUCAUUUACAUGGCCAAAGAUGGAGAAUACGGCGUACCAACGGGUGAAUUCCUCGGCGACAUGACGGACGAACUGGAAGGAUACGGACACGGGAGCUAUAUCACAGAAUUUGUAAGCGGAGGGCCCAAGAACUACGCAUAUAAGGAUGUCUCUACCAGGGAUAACGAAGAGAAGGUGGUGUGUAAAGUUAAGGGUAUAUCCCUUAACUACACCACAUCACAGCUGAUAAAUUUCGAUACCAUAAAAGAUAUGGUGUUGGACACUUCCACCACCAGCCCGGUAUGCGUAGCCUCAAGAAACAUCUUGAGGACCAAGGAGCACGAGGUGAUAACCGUACAGCAAACCAAGCUAUAUAAACCUCUCUCCGUAAAGAGACAGUUCCUGGACGACCACAGCUCGGUGCCCUACGGAUGGAAAAGAUCUAAGCUUUAA
Anoplophora glabripennis (Asian longhorned beetle) is the source of this 3318-nucleotide messenger RNA. RefSeq lists its product as uncharacterized. Bases 1 to 3318 code for a protein of 1105 amino acids. NCBI's taxonomy places the organism in Eukaryota, Metazoa, Arthropoda, Insecta, Coleoptera, Cerambycidae. The record is from RefSeq and is a predicted model, not a curated record. Gene Ontology annotation, biological process: DNA replication. Gene Ontology annotation, molecular function: nucleotide binding; DNA binding; DNA-directed DNA polymerase activity. The transcript is spliced from 4 exons.